UGUCUUGGUUACCCCCUCAGUAUCUUCUUCAUUGUGGUCAAUGAGUUCUGUGAAAGAUUCUCCUACUAUGGAAUGAGAGCGCUGCUGGUUCUGUACUUCCGGAACUUCAUCGGCUGGGAUGACAACCUGUCCACAGCCAUCUACCACACGUUCGUGGCCCUGUGCUAUCUGACGCCAAUUCUGGGAGCUCUUAUUGCUGACUCGUGGCUGGGAAAGUUCAAGACGAUUGUAUGGCUCUCCGUUGUCUACACCAUCGGGCAAGCAGUGAUCUCAGUGAGCUCAAUCAGUGCCCUCACAGGCCAAAGCCAGGAUGGAACCCCUAACAGCCUCCCAGUGCAUGUGGCACUGUCCAUGAUCGGCCUGGCCCUGAUAGCACUUGGUACGGGAGGAAUCAAGCCCUGCGUGUCAGCAUUUGGUGGUGAUCAGUUUGAAGAAGGCCAGGAAAAACAAAGGAACAGAUUUUUCUCCAUCUUUUACUUGGCCAUUAAUGCUGGAAGUUUGCUUUCUACGAUCAUCACUCCCAUACUCAGAGUUCAACAAUGUGGAACCCAAACUUCUUGUUACCCACUGGCCUUUGGAGUUCCUGCUGCUCUCAUGGCUGUAUCCCUGAUUGUAUUUGUCAUUGGCAGUAAGAUGUACAAGAAAUUUCAGCCACAAGGGAACAUAAUGGGAAAAGUAGUCAAGUGUAUUGGCGGGUCCAGGUGGACGCUGCAAGCAACCACUAUGACUGGGAGAAUUGGAAGUAUUGAAAUCCAGCCGGAUCAGAUGCAGACUGUGAACGCCAUCCUCAUCGUGAUCAUGGUCCCCAUCAUGGAUGCCCUAGUGUACCCUCUCAUUGCCAAGUGUGGCUUCAAUUUCACCUCUCUAAAAAAGAUGACCGUUGGGAUGUUCCUGGCUUCCAUGGCCUUUGUGGUGGCUGCAAUUGUGCAGGUGGAAAUUGAUAAAACUCUUCCAGUCUUCCCCGGAGCUAAUCAAGUCCAAAUUAAAGUCUUGAAUAUAGGAAAUGAUAACAUGAAUGUAUAUUUCCCUGGAGAGACAGUGACACUGGGCCAAUUCUCUCAAACAAAUGAAUUUAGGACUUUCGAAGCAGACCAAGUCACAAGCAUAAACAUUUCUACUGGGUCACCUGUCACUGAAGUAGUGCAUAAGUUUGAGCCAGGCCACCGCCACACCCUUCUCGUGUGGGCCCCCAAUCACUACCGUGUGGUAAAGGAUGGGCUUAACAAGAAGCCAGAUAAAGGAGAAAAUGGAAUCAGAUUUGUAAAUGCUUUUAACGAGGUAAUGAACAUCGAAAUGAGUGGGAAAGCAUAUGAAAAUAUCACGAGUCACAACGCCAGCGAGUAUCAGUUCUUUCCUUCUGGCAAGAAAACCUUCACAGUAAGCUCAGCAGAGAUUCCACAAGACUGUCCACGUGUCUUUCAGUCUUCCAACCUUGACUUUGGCAGUGCUUUUACUUAUGUGAUCAGAAGGGAGAGUAACGGCUGCCCAGGAGAGCUGGAGUUUGAAGACAUCCCCCCCAACACAGUCAGCAUGGCUCUGCAGAUCCCGCAGUACUUCCUGCUCACCUGCGGCGAGGUGGUCUUCUCCGUCACGGGACUGGAGUUCUCCUAUUCCCAGGCUCCAUCCAACAUGAAGUCCGUGCUUCAAGCAGGCUGGCUGCUGACGGUGGCCGUGGGGAACAUCAUUGUGCUCAUCAUAGCCGGGGCAGGACACUUCAGUAAACAGUGGGCUGAGUACAUUCUAUUUGCGGCUUUGCUCCUGGUCGUCUGUGUGAUAUUUGCCAUCAUGGCUCGAUUCUACACUUAUGUCAACCCAGCAGAGAUUGAAGCUCAAUUUGAUGAGGAUAAGAAGAAGAAUGCAGAAAACAACAACCUGGGUUCCACAUCGGAGCCUGUCUCCCAGACCAGGAUGUGAAGGGCAUUUGGCAAGGGCAAAAUGAACUGCACCCAGCCUGGGCCCUGACCUCUGUCCCCAGGUGGCAGGUUGCUCCGCUGAAUGAAUGGCCUUUGAUGGGGAAGACUUAUUGUGAACCAAACCAAGAAAUCAAUUUUAUAAGCAGUCAUCGACGAAUCUGAAACUCUAGAUAAAGUCUUUUUUUUAAGUCUUAUUUAAAGCUUCUUUUUUUAACACUAACAGCUUAUAUCUCUCCUGUCAUACAAAUGAGCUUAGUUUGGACUAACUUAAUUGGGAGAGGGCUCCAUAUUGUUUUUGUUCUAACACUGUGGUGAAAACAAUAUUGAAUGUGGCAGGAGCCAAUGCCAAAAAUGACCUCACAGGAAUAGUAAAUACAAGCUAGUAGUAACUGAUAACUUAAAGAUUCCUUUAUUUUCCCAACCUCUACCUCUUUUUAAAUUAUGUAUGACUAAAAGCCACACAAGUGAA
This is a messenger RNA of Dipodomys ordii (Ord's kangaroo rat), 2382 nucleotides long. RefSeq names its product solute carrier family 15 (oligopeptide transporter), member 1 (gene Slc15a1). The record is from RefSeq and is a predicted model, not a curated record. Gene Ontology annotation, molecular function: dipeptide transmembrane transporter activity. Lineage: Eukaryota; Metazoa; Chordata; Mammalia; Rodentia; Heteromyidae. The transcript is spliced from 19 exons. Gene Ontology annotation, cellular component: membrane. Bases 73 to 1914 code for a protein of 613 amino acids. Gene Ontology annotation, biological process: oligopeptide transport; transmembrane transport.